Messenger RNA from Capra hircus (goat), 1614 nucleotides. RefSeq names its product nuclear RNA export factor 3 (gene NXF3). Gene Ontology annotation, molecular function: RNA binding. The transcript is spliced from 18 exons. The coding region runs from base 1 to 1614 and encodes 537 amino acids. Lineage: Eukaryota; Metazoa; Chordata; Mammalia; Artiodactyla; Bovidae. Gene Ontology annotation, cellular component: cytoplasm; nucleus. Gene Ontology annotation, biological process: poly(A)+ mRNA export from nucleus. The record is from RefSeq and is a predicted model, not a curated record.
AUGGAGACCAGAUACUGUGGAAAAGAUGAGUGGGAGGAUGCCGGGGUCCAGCCCCGGUGGAUCCAGGAGCACACUGAUAAAGUGAACCCUUUACAAAGAAGAACACGAAGCUGGAGUUUUUACCGAAGGCGACGCAACUUUUCGUCUGAACAUGUCACUUCCCAGCAGCAGCAAGAUUCAGGUGAUGUUCCCAUGGACAGCCAAGCAAGAUAUGCUCCCUAUGCUGUUCCAUCCCGUCAUCAGAGAAGCAGUUUUCAGAAACAAGACCAAAUACAUAUUAAUAUGGAGAUAAAGCAAAAGCCUCCAGAGAGAAGAAUGGAGAGAGGCAGACAGAAUGAGACCGUGGGGAGCUGGUUCAAGAUCAUUAUUCCCUUUGGUAUAAAAUAUGAUGAGAAGUGGCUGCUGAAUUUGAUUCAGAAGCAAUGCAGUGUCCCCUUCAUUCCAGUCGAAUUUCACUAUGAGAAAAUGCAGGCCCAGUUCUUUGUAGAGAAUGCCAACAUUGCCUGUGCACUGAAGAAUGUCAAUGGCAAGAUUUUCAAUGAGGAUAAUGAAAAGAUAUCUAUCUUUGUUGAGCCCUGUGAUACACCGAGAUCUGUGCAGAAAGCACUGAAGUCUGAAAAGGUGGAGCAGAUGAAGCCUGUGUUUCCCUCCUGGUUUCCUGGAGACUUGAUGAUCUGUGAUAUUGGAAUGACAUGGAACCAUAGAAAUGGCAUGCCUGCCUCCCUGCACAUCCAUCCAGGGAUCAGGUCCAAGCUUUCGUCCUUGGACCAGAGCAACAAAAAACCCUACGUGGUGCAUAGCCUGUCCACCAUUAUGGAGAAUGCUUCCCACACCAAGAACUGGAAUCUUUCCAACAUUGAGGUGAAGUCUGCAGGGGAGAUGGACAAAGGUCAACAGCUGGAACCAGGAAGGAUGGGGGCUGACAGAACUGCCAUGUGCACCACCUCCCCUGAUAAGUCAACCAACAUAAGCACCAUCCUGGAGUUGUUCCCCAAGUUACUAAGCUUGGAUGGCCAGGAGAAACCCUCAGGUUCUAAGUGUGCUAUUGAAGUCCCCAAGUACUUACCAAUGUGCAAGGGAAGCUUCUUUGGAUCUGAAGAGCUAAAGAGUCUAAUCCUGCAAUUCCUGCAGCAGUAUUACUUGAUCCAUGACUAUGGGGACCGCCAGGGACUCCUGUGUGCUUAUCAUGAGGAGGCCUGCUUCUCCCUGACCAUUCCAUUCCGCCUCAAGGACCCAGGCCCAAGCAGCAUGUGUGCGUACUUCAAGAACAGCAGGAAUAUGAAGAAGCUCAAGGACCCCGAUCUACGGUUCCAGCUGCUGAAACACACAAAAUGUGACAUUGUGCAGGCCCUCUGUGGGUUGCCCAAAACUCAGCAUGACUUCAGGUCCUUCAUGGUGGACAUGUGGUUCCAGACGGAAACAAUGCUCUGCUUCUCUGUGAAUGGGGUGUUCAAGGAAAUAGAAGGAAGGUAUCCUGGCUGUGUGCGUGCCUUCAGCCGGACCUUCAUCACUACUCCUGCCACCUCUUCCAGUUUUUGUAUUGUGAACGAUAAGCUGUUUGUGAGUGACUUCAGCCCGGAGAAGACAGCCAGUGCUCUUCAUCCCAAAGCCUAA